Tetranychus urticae (two-spotted spider mite) is the source of this 1680-nucleotide messenger RNA. Its product is annotated as uridine-cytidine kinase-like lethal (2) k01209. Gene Ontology annotation, molecular function: ATP binding; kinase activity. The record is from RefSeq and is a predicted model, not a curated record. NCBI's taxonomy places the organism in Eukaryota, Metazoa, Arthropoda, Arachnida, Trombidiformes, Tetranychidae.
AGCGGACUGUGAUGAAAUAAUUGAAAUCAGCCAUUUAAAGUUUUGUAUUUUCCGUUGAUAAGUUAGAAAAUUGUGAUAAAAUGUUCAAAUGUGAUAGAAAUUUCGAAAAUUCAUCUGAAAUUUGAAACAUUAAGUAUUUAGUUAAGUCUUUGUCGAAAAAAACUAAUGAUAAUUUAUUGUAAGCAAGUGUCAGUUAAAUAUCAAUGGAUACAAUUUUGAGAUCAGGACAGCGUACUAUAUACACUUCUGGUCGACCGCCGUGGUAUGAUGUACAGGGACAACUAGUUGAGCCCAUAAUUAUUGGUAUCUGUGGAGGAAGUGCUUCAGGAAAAACCACAGUAGCACGAAAGAUAAUCGAAACACUCGAUGUGCCUUGGGUUACAUUGUUAAGCAUGGAUUCAUUUUAUAAGGUUUUAACUCCAGACGAAAGUAAACUUGCUCGAUCCAAUGAGUUUAACUUUGACUCUCCGGAUGCUUUUGAUUUUGAUCUUUUGAUCGAAACACUGGCUGGACUAAAAGAAGGCAAACGUGUUGAUGUUCCUAUUUACAACUUUGUGACUCAUUCGAGAGAAAAAAGAUCCCGUGCCACUUAUGGAGCUAACGUUAUUAUCGUAGAGGGUAUCCUAAUAUUUUAUCAUAAAAAACUUCUUGAUUUGAUGGAUAUGAAAGUGUUUAUUGACACUGAUUCUGAAGUUAGGUUAGCUAGACGACUUAAAAGAGACAUUGCUGAACGUGGCCGUGAUUUGGAAGGAGUAAUGAAACAAUAUAAUACAUUCGUUAAGCCUUCUUUUGAAAAUUUUAUUGCACCAACUGUGAUACAUGCUGAUAUAAUUGUACCUAGAGGAGGUGAAAAUCAAAUUGGCAUCAAUUUGAUUGUACAACAUAUUCAUAAGCGAUUGCAAUCAAGAGGAGCUAAACUGAGACCCAAACUAUUGAAAAGCCAUUUGAAUCAACCAUUGCCAAAAACAUUAAAAGUUUUAUCUAUGACACCUCAAAUAAAAGGAAUGCACACAUGCAUUAGGAACCGUGAAACAUCUCGCGAUGAAUUCAUUUUUUACUCGAAGAGACUGAUGAGAUUAUUGAUUGAAUUUGCCCUCUCUCAAUUACCAUUCAAAGAUGUAACUGUUGAAACACCUCAAGGAGUUAGAUAUUAUGGUAAACGAGCUGAUGGCAAAAAAAUUUGUGGCGUCUCUAUUUUAAGAGCUGGUGAAACUAUGGAACAAGCUUUAAAAGAUGUUGUCAAAGAUGCUAGACUAGGAAAAAUAUGUAUUCAAACAAAUAGUGUCACCAAUGAACCAGAGCUUUAUUACCUUAGAUUACCAAAAGAUAUCAAGGAUUAUCGUAUUAUGGUUAUGGAUGCGACUGUCGCUACUGGUGCAGCAGCAAUGAUGGCGAUAAGAGUUCUUUUAGAUCACGAUGUACCAGAGGAAAACAUUAUGUUAUGUUCAUUGUUGAUGGCUGAAUCUGGUGUACAUUCAAUUGCUUAUGCAUUUCCCAAAGUUGUUAUCAUAACAACGGAAGUAGAUCCUGAAGUCAAUGAAAAUUUUUAUAUUGUACCAGGAAUCGGCAACUUUGGGGACCGAUUUUUCGGAACAGAAUCGCUGAGCUGAAGAUCCCAUCAACUGGAAUUUAGUUAAUCAAUUCUCAUUUACAUUCACUCAUUCUUUGAUUUCUCUUAAG